AUGAUAAGUCGAACUACUAUCAAGAGAUUUCAAUCAACCAUCAGUCAUAGACCGGUUCCAGUACGUGAUCCUAAUGCAGGUAAGAAAUAUAAAUUCUACGAUCUUGUGAUGCGUACAUCAUCACAUCCAACCCAUCCAAUUGAAGCAAGUUUAAUGUCUACCAGAGAAUAUGAAGCAUUGAAAAAGAAAACGAAGACAACAUUUGAAGGUAAUUAUUCAAUUGAUAAUUCAUUAACUCCAGAAGAAAAGAUUGCAAAGAUAUUUGGUGGUAGAAUUAAAGGUGAAGCUCGUGUUUCAUCAAGUAGAAUAACUCGAGGAGAAGGGACGACAAUUGCCGGCAUCGACGUCCCUGCCAGACCACCAGAACCUGACAAUUGUUGUAUGAGUGGUUGUAUCAAUUGUGUUUGGGAAAUGUUUGAUGAAGAUCUUAAAGAAUGGAAUGAUAAGAGAAUAUUAGCUGCAAAAGAAUUAGUAAAAGCAGGUGGAAGAUGGCCAGAAAAUUUCCAUGCUCCUUUAAAAUAUUUAAAGAGAGAAAAUUAUCCAGAAUCAAUUAUGCAUAAAUCUGAAGCUGAAUUGAAAGAAGAGCAAGAGGAAGCAAGUAGAACCAGUGAUGAAGACGAUAGUUGGGGAGGUGUACCAGUUGCCAUUAGAGUCUUUGCUGAGGUUGAAAAGAAGCUUAAGGAAAAGAGAUUGGCAAGAGCUGGUGCCUCUGAAUUAAAUACAUCUAGCAUACCUACUCCUCCACACGUGACUCAAAAUCCUCCAAGACCUCAAGCAACAGCAUAA
Molecule: messenger RNA, 786 nt
Organism: Hemisphaericaspora subhashii
Lineage: Eukaryota; Fungi; Ascomycota; Pichiomycetes; Serinales; Debaryomycetaceae
Exons: 1
Coding region: 1-786 (261 amino acids)
Cellular component (GO): mitochondrion
Source: RefSeq, a predicted model, not a curated record